Saccostrea echinata is the source of this 786-nucleotide messenger RNA. RefSeq lists its product as uncharacterized. The record is from RefSeq and is a predicted model, not a curated record. NCBI's taxonomy places the organism in Eukaryota, Metazoa, Mollusca, Bivalvia, Ostreida, Ostreidae. The transcript has 4 exons. The coding region runs from base 1 to 786 and encodes 261 amino acids.
AUGGUGGAUAUGAUGGAAAAAAAAAUAUCCCAGUUGCCAUCUCUGGAAAGUUGUUCUGUCGACAGCGACUGUAACAAUGUAGGGAAAUGUGAAGAAGUUCAGAACUUAGGAGUACGCAUGUGUAUGCCAGCUUUUGUACGUAGGAUGCUUCGCAAAAACUCUGCUCACUUGGCAAAGACAUGCAUCUCUGAGAACGAGUGUGCUGGUUCCUCUAAAUGUAUGGAGUUUCCAAAAUUCGAAAAACAUAUCUGUUUAUUUGAAAACGGACUCUUACACAAAAUGAUGGUAAGCAUUCAUGAUAAGUUUGUAAAGGAGGACAAAGAUCAACCCGAUAACGAUACAAUAGAAGGGAAAGAGGAGGGAAAAGAAGACGAAGGACCAGAGGGAGAGAAUAAUUUAGAUAAUGAUGAUGAUGAUAAUAAUGAUGAUAUCGAUGAUGAUAUGGACGAUGCUCCAUUUAUUAGUGAUCCUCAGUUUCUUACCAAGAUAGAUGACAACGAUGAAAAAUUUAACAACUUCAUCAGAACGUAUAGGUCUUACCGCAAAAGGGGAUCCUGGAACAUGUUUUUCAUGGGUGUAUUUUCGAUGGCAGGAGUUGUGGUCCUCAUUUUAUUUGCUUUAUUAUGUUGCUUGACGGUCAAAAAGAGAAUGGCGAAGAAGAAUAUCGCUAAAGAGGAAUCUGGAGAAGGAGGAAAUAACAAACUUCGGAACAUGUUCUUGACCAAAAUCGGCACAGUUCAAAAUCCUUAUAGCAAACUUGAGGAAGAGAAGGGCGUAAGGAUAUGA